AUGGUGGAGCUGGAAGACAUCCAUGACGCACAGAACCGCAUUGCGGACUUUGUUCGGCCGACGCCCUUGCGCAAGUCGCAUGGACUGUCGAGGGAAUUGUACGCCCCGAUCUGGCUCAAGAUGGAAACGAUGCACGACACGGGCGCAUUCAAACUGCGCGGUGCGGCAAACAGGCUGCUCACGCUGGAUGGCCAACAGAAAUCGCGCGGUGUCAUCACCGUUUCGAGCGGCAAUCACGGUCGGGCCGUCGCCUACAUGUCCAGGCUAUUGAACAUUCGCGCUGUUGUUUGCGUCACCAACAUCGUUCCACCGGAAAAAGUAAAGGGACUUCACGACUUCGGAGCCGAGGUGAUCGUGUGCGGCGAGAACCAGGAUGAAGCGGAUGCUGAAGCGCGUCGCAUGGCGGAUCGGGACAAUCUCGUCUUCAUCUCUCCGUUCGACGAUCCGCAUGUGAUAGCUGGCCAGGGAACGAUCGGCCUGGAACUGCUGGCAGACCGGCCUGAUCUUGAAAUCGUCUUCAUUCAGCUCAGCGGCGGCGGCUUGAUGUCCGGUGUGGCCAAAGCACUCAAAAGCCUGAAACCGGAAAUCAGAAUUGUCGGUGUUUCCCUGGAACACGGUGCGGCGAUGAUGGAGAGCAUCAAGGCGGGCCGGAUUGUCGAAGUCGAUGAGAAACCGUCAAUAGCCGAUGCUCUUCCCGGCCCGAUUCCGACCGAUAAUCAAUACACAUUUUCCAUGUGCCGCGAACUCGUUGACGAAUUUGUACAAGUCCGGGAACGAGAGAUCGUGGACGCAAUGAGAUACGCGCUUACGCAUGAGAAGUGCCUGAUUGAAGGUGGGGCCGCGGCCGGGAUCGCUGCCCUUCGCAAGUGCGCCGACACGCUCGAUGGCAGAACGGCAGCAACGCUGUUGACCGGUAACAACAUCAGCCUGGACCGGGCCCUCAAGGCCAUGGACCUCGACCCGGAGUCAGAGCCUGAGCCUGCCUGCUGA
Effrenium voratum is the source of this 990-nucleotide messenger RNA. NCBI's taxonomy places the organism in Eukaryota, Dinophyceae, Suessiales, Symbiodiniaceae. The record is from the annotation of a GenBank genome assembly.